UAUAAUUAGGAAGUCCAGCAGGCGUGUUGGUGCCGAUCGCCGAUCCUCUCCGGUUCCUCGCGGAAACACCUUCAUCGCUUCAGGUUCACCUGCUGAAGAUAUAAACACUUACAGCACGAUGAAGAUGAACGAGUCGCUUCACGCGUUUGACUUCGAGCGUCAGUUUAACGAUCGCGCCGCGCAGGAAUGGUUUGAGCAGAACUGGGGAGCAGCGUUUGUUCUGUCGGGUGUGUAUGUGGUGGUUAUAUUUCUUGGACGUGUCUUUAUGAAGGACAGGCAGAAGCUGGAGCUGCGGAAGCCUCUCGUGCUCUGGUCAUUAAGUCUGGCCAUAUUCAGUAUAACGGGAGCGAUGCGGGCAGGCUGGUACAUGUUCAAUAUGGUGCAGUCACGCGGGCUUCAGGAGUCUGUGUGUGACACUGAGUUCUUCAGCGCCCCUGUCAGCAAGUUCUGGGCGUUUGCCUUCACUCUGAGUAAAGCGCCUGAGCUCGGGGACACGGUGUUCAUCGUCCUGCGUAAGCAGCGUCUGAUCUUCCUGCACUGGUAUCAUCACAUCACCGUCCUGCUCUACUCCUGGUACACGUAUAAAGACCGUGUGGCCGGCGGCGGCUGGUUCAUGACCAUGAACUACACCGUCCAUGCAUUCAUGUACAGCUACUACACGGCUAAAGCAGCUGGCGCUCGUGUGCCGCGACCCUUCGCCAUGCUGAUCACGCUCAUGCAGAUCACGCAGAUGCUCAUGGGGCUAAGUUUCGUGGGGCUCCUCUACCUCUGGAAACAUGACAUCCACUGCUUCUCCACCAUGCACAAUAUCAUCUUCGCCUCUGUGAUGUACCUCAGCUACCUGCUGCUCUUCUCCGUCUUCUUCUAUCAGUCCUACCUCAAGCGCUCUGGAGACGAGAAGAGAGUGAAACGAGAGUGAGAAGAACUCAUCACUGCCAUCCACAUCCAUCCUGUUCCGUUCGGUAUGCUCAGAGAUUAAAAUAAGUUUAAAGA
Messenger RNA from Sinocyclocheilus rhinocerous, 993 nucleotides. RefSeq names its product elongation of very long chain fatty acids protein 6. The record is from RefSeq and is a predicted model, not a curated record. The transcript is spliced from 4 exons. Gene Ontology annotation, molecular function: fatty acid elongase activity. Gene Ontology annotation, cellular component: endoplasmic reticulum membrane. Bases 119 to 919 code for a protein of 266 amino acids. Gene Ontology annotation, biological process: fatty acid elongation, polyunsaturated fatty acid; fatty acid elongation, monounsaturated fatty acid; very long-chain fatty acid biosynthetic process. NCBI's taxonomy places the organism in Eukaryota, Metazoa, Chordata, Actinopteri, Cypriniformes, Cyprinidae.